AUGAGGAUGAAGGUUUCUUCAGGUUUAGUCGCAUUGUCUCUAUCGAUCGCGUCGGCUGUGGCCGUCGUCCCAGAAUGGGGUCAAUGCGGUGGCAUAGGAUGGACGGGCGAAACGGCAUGCGCUUCUGGUCUCGUUUGCAGUGUUCAGAACGAUUGGUACUCCCAGUGCUUGAAGGGUUCAGCUCCACCAGCUCCCACAACCUCCGUCCCUACAACCUCCAUUCCAACCGUUCCGACAUCUGACCCACCUUCACCUACUGUGACGCCGCCCCCUUCUUCAACUGGAUUCGUUACAGUCUCGGGCACGAAAUUCAUGCUUAAUGGGGCGAAGUUCACCGUCGUUGGUGGCAACGCUUAUUGGAUUGGUUUGACCGGUCUAAGCACUGCAAACAUGAAUGCGGCUUUCGCCGACAUUGUGAAGGCUGGAGGGACUGCCGUAAGGACUUGGGGCUUCAAUGAAGUGACCAAUCCCAAUGGCAACUACUAUCAGUCAUGGUCUGGUAGUACGCCAACUAUCAACACAGGCGCGUCUGGGCUGCAGAACUUUGAUAACGUAGUGGCUGCGGCUAAGGCUAAUGGGCUUCGUCUUAUUGUUGCGUUGACGAACAACUGGUCAGAUUAUGGCGGCAUGGACGUUUAUGUCAAGCAAAUUCUGGGCUCUUCUAACCAUGAUCUCUUCUAUACGAAUGCUCAAGUGAUUACUGCAUUCAAAAAUUACAUCAAAGCAUUCGUAGGCCGAUAUGCCAACGAGCCUACAAUCAUGGCUUGGGAACUUGCCAACGAACCGAGAUGUAAAGGAAGCACCGGCACAUGGUCUGGAACAUGCACUACUACCACCGUUACCAACUGGGCGAAAGAUAUCUCUGCUUACAUCAAGUCCAUUGACAAGAACCACUUGGUAGCGAUAGGCGACGAGGGGUUCUACAAUCAGCCGGGUGCUCCAACAUACCCUUAUCAAGGCUCAGAAGGUGUGGACUUUGAUGCAAACCUUGCCAUUAGCACGGUCGACUUCGGAACGUUCCACUCAUAUCCAAUUCCUUGGGGGCAAUCAGGGAAUCCUCAGGCAUGGGGCGCACAAUGGAUUACUGAUCACGCUGCCUCGAUGACCAAGGCGAACAAGCCGGUCAUUUUGGAGGAGUUCGGUGUCGAUAAUAACCAGGCCACGGUAUAUGCGAACUGGUGGGGUACUGUAAUAAGCUCAGGGCUUACAGGAGAUUUGAUAUGGCAAUCUGGCUCGAGGUUAUCGAGCGGCGCCACGCCUGAUGAUGGCUACGCCAUAUACCCUGACGAUCCCGUCUAUCCGCUUCUUACCUCGCACGCUCGAGAUCUCAAGGCCAGGGGGUAA
Pleurotus ostreatus (oyster mushroom) is the source of this 1344-nucleotide messenger RNA. RefSeq lists its product as uncharacterized. The record is from RefSeq and is a predicted model, not a curated record. Gene Ontology annotation, cellular component: extracellular region. Bases 1 to 1344 code for a protein of 447 amino acids. Lineage: Eukaryota; Fungi; Basidiomycota; Agaricomycetes; Agaricales; Pleurotaceae. The transcript is spliced from 14 exons. Gene Ontology annotation, molecular function: hydrolase activity, hydrolyzing O-glycosyl compounds; cellulose binding. Gene Ontology annotation, biological process: carbohydrate metabolic process.